Molecule: messenger RNA, 1869 nt
Organism: Symbiodinium natans
Lineage: Eukaryota; Dinophyceae; Suessiales; Symbiodiniaceae
Source: the annotation of a GenBank genome assembly
AUGGAGUCUGUCAUCGAACUCGCCUAUGAAGGUCUCUACAUGCUGCGCAUCGAGCUUGCCUUCCUUGUGGUCUUCGGCUUCCUUUGGGUUGCCGGCCGCGUGGUGGGCACCUCCAAGCGGGCCCAGCCCGGAAACCCUAAGGGCAGUGGCCGCAAAGCUGCGCCCCCAUCGCGCCGGCCUGGGCUCACCCAACGCCGGCCGGCCUCCGGGGACGAGGUCCAGAACCUCUCCGUCUCCACCGUGGACCCCAAGAAGUUGCAGAAUCCCUCCUGGCUGGUGGCGCAGGUGGUCCAGCUCUGCCGCUCCCAGGUGCAGAAGGCCCUGGAGCUCUACCGUGCCGCGUUGAAGGCCGGUCUGCAGCUGGAGGAGAUGCUGGCCGAGGAGAGCCAGCAGCUUUCCACGAGCCUUGUCACGGCCGCCAUCCGUGUGGGCCAAGCCGAUGAUGCCUUGAGCGUCAUGAAGGAUCUGCGCCGCGUGGGACUCACCACCGACCCAGCUCUCCUGGCCUCCGCGACAAAGCUCUGCACUUCGAAGCAGCUCUUUGCCGAUUGCCUCUCCAUCUACGACUUCGCCUCCCAGGACGAAAAGCUCACCAUCCAGGACAAGAGUGUCUGGAGCUGCCUCCUCUUCUGCGCGGUGGAGACGAAAGGCUACGGACGCUGUGCCUUCUUCUUUGAGCGGCUCAAGGCUUACGGGGCGCCGUCUCCGAAGGACUUUGGUAACAUGGUCCGCUUUGCCUCCAGCACCAGCAACUGGCGACUGGCCCUAAGCCUCAUCGACGAGAUGCACAAGGCCAAGGUCGAGGUGGACAGCGUUGUGUACAACACCGUCUUGGCCGCUUGCGUCAGCGCCGAGCAGCUCGACAAGGCGCGGCAGCUUUUGGACGACAUGGUCGCCGCCGGAGGUGUAACCGAUGUCAUCACGUACAACACGCUGGCCAAGGGCUAUGCCAAAGCCGGGUGCAUGGACACCUGCUUCGAGCUGUACAAGCUCAUGCGCUCACGCGGCCUGACACCGUCGCAAGUCACCUACGGCAUUUUGCUGGAUGGCUUCAUCAACGACAACGAGGUCGAAAAGGCCGUGGAGAUCUUCGAAACGAUGCGCACUGAAGGGUGCCAAAUGAAUACGGUGCUCUACACAACUUUGAUCAAGGGCUUCGCUCGUGCUGGGCAAGUGGAUCAAGCAGUCAAGAUAUACGAAGAGAUGCAGAAGGAGAGAUCCAUGCAACCAGACGUGAUCACGUUCUCCAUCCUCAUCAAAGCAAACUGCGAUGUGGGCAGGUUGGAGGAGGCCCUGAAGAUGCUCUUGGCCAUGAAGGAGGCCGGGCUCAAGCCCGACGAGGUGGUCUUCAACAACCUCCUCGGCGGCUGCAUCAACGAUUGCAAGAUCGACCUUGCCAAGGACCUCUACAAGGAGAUGCUGGCCUCGAACGUGAAGCCCUCAGUGGCCACCUUCUCCAUCCUCAUCCGCCUCUAUGCCCAGUGCAAGCGCUGGGACGAAGCCGUCGACCUCUUGCGCCAGGAGCUGCCAUCGCAGCGCGUCGUUCCAGAGCCGCGGCUCUAUGGCCAGCUGGCCCAGUGCUGCCUCCGCGAUCGCCAGGGUCGCCGUGCGACGGAGGUCUACACGAUGCUCACGGAGCACUCGACCCCAACGGCCGCGAUGAACAGCACCCUGCUGGGCAUGUGCGCCAAGCUGAACAUGCUGGACACAGGCGCCGAGAUCAUGCACCUGGCGGCCAGCGCGGGCUCCCGCGUGGACCCGCGCGAUGCGGCCAUGAUGCUCGAGGCUGCUCUCCGCAAGAAGAAGUCGCAAGUCAUGGACACCAUCAAGGAUGCCAUGAUCAAGUUGAAGCUGCCGGUUCAGGCAUAA